This is a messenger RNA of Leishmania mexicana MHOM/GT/2001/U1103, 768 nucleotides long. RefSeq names its product putative ribulose-5-phosphate 3-epimerase. Gene Ontology annotation, biological process: pentose-phosphate shunt; pentose-phosphate shunt, non-oxidative branch; carbohydrate metabolic process. The coding region runs from base 1 to 768 and encodes 255 amino acids. The transcript has a single exon. The record is from RefSeq and is a predicted model, not a curated record. Gene Ontology annotation, molecular function: metal ion binding; D-ribulose-phosphate 3-epimerase activity. Lineage: Eukaryota; Euglenozoa; Kinetoplastea; Trypanosomatida; Trypanosomatidae. Gene Ontology annotation, cellular component: cytosol.
AUGACGGAGUUCAACCGCUACAACCACGAGGACAAGUCGACGUGGCUGAACGCCGUCGAGAAACCGGACGCGCCGCUGGAGGCCAUCAUCGACCCGUCCAUUCUCGCGGCAGACUUCUGCAAGCUCGGCGACGAGGUGGCGAGCGUCGUGUCACCGGCGGGCGGCGCAGUAGAAUGGAUUCACGUGGACGUGAUGGAUGGGCACAUGGUCCCGAACAUUAGCAUGGGCCCCGGUGUCGUCUCCUCUCUGCGCGAGCACUUUCCAAAUCUGUUUCUUGACGUUCACUGCAUGGUUAGUAACCCUGAACAGUGGGUCCCUUCCAUGGCCAAGGCGGGCGGCUCCGGCUACACCUUCCAUAUUGAAGCGACGAAUGACAGCAAGGGUGUUGCGAAGCACAUUCGCGCUCACGGAAUGCAGGUCGGUGUGGCGGUGAAGCCGGCAGCAAAUCUCACCCAAGAGCUGAAGGAGCUGAUUGAGGGCCACUACGUGGAUCAGGUGCUGGUCAUGACUGUGGAGCCUGGAUUCGGUGGCCAGUCUUUUAUCCAGGAGCGGCUUAGCUUCAUCUCCGAGCUGCGUCGCAACUACCCACACCUAAACAUUGGUGUUGAUGGCGGCAUCGGCCCCGGCACGGCGGAGCAGGCGGCCGACGCCGGCGCCAACAUCCUGAUCGCCGGUACGUCGGUCUUCAAGGCCGGCGACCGCAAGGCGGUCAUCGAGGAGCUGCGCGCCUCGGCGAAGAGUGGCAUCUGCAAGAACUCGAGGAUUUAA